UCUUGGGAGCUGGUUUCUUGAUUUUUUAAUCAGAAAAAAAAAAUCGUGUUUUUUUUCUUUGUUCUUGAUCAAUGGCCAGUGCUUCUUGCCGGCAGAACCCUUUACGGAUUAGUGCUGAUUUCAGUGAUAAUUCGAGAUUACUGAGUCCUAAAAUCAAUUUCUCAAGUGUUAAUUUCCCUUCAAAUGUGGAAUUCUCGAGGCUUAGCUUUGCCCACACUUCAGCUUCCACCUCUACUUCCAAGGAAUAUUGUGGUGACGUACGUUGUUUACCGAACGCCGAUGAGAAAGGGCCGACACCCAUUCUCGACAUGAUCGAAAGUCCUAUGCAUUUAAAAAAUUUAACUUCCAAGGAACUAAGACAGCUAGCAGACGAAAUUCAGUCUGAAUUAUUACAUACCAUGUCGAAAACACAAAAGCCCUUUAAAGCCAGUUUAUCGGUAGUCGAACUAACAGUGGCUAUUCAUCACGUUUUUAACUCCCCCGUGGACAAGAUUCUUUGGGAUAUGGAGGAUCAAACUUAUCCACAUAAGCUUCUCACUGGGAGAAGGGACCUUGUUCGUAACGCUAAAACUCUAGAUGGUUUAACGAGUUAUACGUGUCGUAGUACAUUUGAUCCCUUUGGUGCAGGGCAUGGGUGCAGCAGCAUUUCUUCGGGACUUGGUAUGGCGGUUGCACGAGAUAUUAAAGGGAAAAAAGACCGUAUAGUUUCUGUGAUUAGCAACGAAACGACUAUGGCUGGCCAGGUUUACGAGGCUAUGAGCAAUGCAGGUUAUUUGGAUUCGAAUAUGGUCGUGAUUUUAAAUGAUUGUCACCAUUCUUCACAAAUGAAGCUCGAGCAUGUCCCUAAAGCAUCGAUUAAUGCUGUUUCUAGUACUCUGAGCAAGCUGCAGUCGAGCAAAAUUUUCAGGAAAUUCAGAGAGCUUGCUAAGGUUCUUACCAAGAAAAUCGGAGGUGGAAUGCACGAGUGGGCAGCCAAGAUCGACGAGUACGCACGUGGUAUGAUGGGCCCCACAGGAUCAACUUUAUUCGAAGAGCUCGGAUUGUACUAUAUCGGCCCCGUAGACGGUCACAGUAUAGAAGACCUUGUUUGUGUUCUUCGUGAGGUGGCAUCUCUCAACUCAAUGGGCCCCGUUUUGGUUCAUGUCAUAACAAAUGAACAUCACAAAGUCGAAGAAGAUUACCACACAAGUCUCUUGAACAAUGAACCACUAAACGGCAAUUCUAGACCGCAAACGUAUAGCGAUCACUUUGUGGAGGCUUUGAUCACUGAAUCAAGAAAAGACGAAGAUAUUGUAGUGGUGCAUGCAGGAAUGGGAAUGGAACCUUCGUUUCAAUUAUUGAAAGAUAACUUAACGGACAAGUUUUUCCAUGUCGGCAUGGCGGAGCAGCACGCAGUUACUUUCUCCGCUGGUCUAGCGUGCGGUGGAUUAAAACCCUUUUGUAUUAUCCCAUCGGCAUUCCUUCAAAGAGCAUACGACCAGGUAGUUCAUGAUGUGGAUAGGCAGAAGAUUCCGGUACGUUUUGCAAUUACGAGUGCAGGUCUAGUGGGGUCCGAUGGGGCAACUCAUUCUGGACCGUUCGAUAUAACGUUUAUGUCAUGUUUACCGAACAUGAUUGUGAUGUCACCGUCAGAUGAGACUGAGCUAGCUCGUAUGGUCAACACUGCGGUCAACAUUAAUGACCGGCCAGUUUGCUUUCGAUAUCCUAGAGGUGCCGUUGCUUUGACAAACCAUAAACCAUAUGUCGGAGAAUCCAUUGAGAUUGGCAGAGGGAGAGUACUUGUAGAAGGUAAAGAUAUUGCUUUCUUGGGGUUUGGUUCGAUGGUACAAAAUUGUCUUAGAGCACAUAAUCUUCUUUCGAAGCUUGGUAUUGAAGUUACUGUGGCUGAUGCGAGAUUUUGCAAGCCGCUCGAUAUUAAAUUAAUAAGAAUGUUAUGCAAGAACCAUAGAUUCCUUAUCACAGUCGAGGAAGGUUCCGUUGGAGGAUUUGGUGCUCAUGUUGCUCGAUUUAUUUCUCUUGAUGGGCUGCUCGAUGCUGGAAUUAAGUGGCGGCCUAUAACUUUGCCGGAUAAUUAUAUUGAGGGUGCAUUGCCACAAGAACAACUCGCUCUUGCUGGUUUAACGGGGAAUCACAUAGCUGCAACUGCAUUGAAUCUGCUUGGUCGAACUCGUGAAGCUCUUCUAUUAAUGUGCUAGUGAAUUGAUCCGAUUAUUGAUUCGAUUAUUAUAUACAAUGUUUUGUAUAGGUUACGGUACUAUUUCCAUGUAAGAACGGGCAUAUAUGUGUGUGUUUGGUGUUGGUUAUUGCAUAGUUUGUGGUUGUACAUUUAUGUAAGAAGAUAACGGUUGUUUCGUAAUUAUCGAUGAAUGUGUUCAUUCUCUUUCCA
Molecule: messenger RNA, 2386 nt
Organism: Erythranthe guttata (spotted monkey flower)
Lineage: Eukaryota; Viridiplantae; Streptophyta; Magnoliopsida; Lamiales; Phrymaceae
Gene: DXPS3
Product: 1-deoxy-D-xylulose 5-phosphate synthase 3
Biological process (GO): terpenoid biosynthetic process
Molecular function (GO): 1-deoxy-D-xylulose-5-phosphate synthase activity
Source: RefSeq, a predicted model, not a curated record